Molecule: messenger RNA, 1351 nt
Organism: Arabidopsis lyrata subsp. lyrata
Lineage: Eukaryota; Viridiplantae; Streptophyta; Magnoliopsida; Brassicales; Brassicaceae
Product: methyltransferase-like protein 23
Exons: 8
Coding region: 306-971 (221 amino acids)
Cellular component (GO): nucleus; cytoplasm
Source: RefSeq, a predicted model, not a curated record
GGAGCAAAAAAGGCACUUUAAUUUAAAAUGAUAAAAGAAGGAGAGUGCUCAUUUGUCGUAACAGGCUGAGCGAAACACUCUUCUCGCAUUAAGCGAGUUUUUUAACCACUCCUCAUUUCCCCUUUAACUUGCCUGAAGGAUCAUAUUUUUUAAUUUCAACCUCUGAUCCGUUUUAUAGCCAACUAAUCAUAUCCUUCCCUUCUCUACUAACCGAUGUGGGACAACUUACAAUUUCAAAUUUCUCUUCUUCAGUUUUUUAAAAACCCUAAUUAACUCUUCGCGGAGAACAUUUUCAAAUCUUGAAUAUGACAACGACGACGACGAUUUCCCAGCAUGAUUUCUAUGGUGAUGGAGAUUCGGAAACUUCAAUUUCUAUAUCUGUUAUUGAGAAUUUGAAGGAAGAGUAUGGAUUGUUUGUUUGGCCUUGUAGCGUUAUCCUCGCUGAGUAUGUUUGGCAACAGAGAUCUCGAUUUCGCCAUUCUUCGGUUCUUGAGCUAGGAGCUGGUACUUCCUUGCCUGGUUUAGUAGCUGCAAAGGUUGGGGCUAAUGUCACACUUACUGAUGAUGCAAGUAAACCAGAGGUUUUGGACAAUAUGAGAAGAGUCUGUGAGCUUAACAAGCUGAACUGUAAUGUGAUGGGUCUCACCUGGGGAGUCUGGGAUGCACCGAUAUUCGACCUGCGACCUAACAUUAUACUUGGGGCUGAUGUUUUAUAUGAUUCAAGUGCAUUUGAUGAUCUCUUUGCGACUGUCUCGUUUCUGCUCCAAAGUUCUCCUGAUGCAGUUUUUAUUACCACAUAUCAUAACAGGAGUGGGCAUCAUCUAAUCGAGUUCCUGAUGGUAAAAUGGGGCCUAAAGUGCGUUAAACUUCUAGAUGGCUUCUCAUUCUUGCCCUCCUACAAGGCUUCUUUACUUAGUGGAAACAUUCAGUUGGUUGAGAUCGUAUUGAGUUCCAAGAAUCAUGAGCUUUAGACUGUAACAACCAUCUAAGUGGAUAACAACCAAGAUCAAAGAGAUACCACUGUUCUUGAUGUAUAAAACUGAGCAAAGUGUUGUCGGACGAAGACAUUAGCGUCGAGAGAAGACCUGAUACCUUGGUGUGUAAGCAAGAACUGAGCCUUGCGUUCCUUGAGACUGCGCAUCAAUGGACAUUUACAGAAUCGAAAUGUGGCAUCAAUGGCUAGAAGAACAAUGUCGUUUUGGGUUACAAUUAUUGAUGUUGCAGAUAAACAGCAAGCCAACAAUGGCAUCGUUUAGUAAAAAUAUAGAAUCACAUUCAUAGUUCAAAUGUCUAAUCCCUUACGUGUAAAACAAGAAAAUGUAAUUGUUAUAUUUUAGAACCUUUUUCUUUA